Molecule: messenger RNA, 1104 nt
Organism: Hibiscus syriacus
Lineage: Eukaryota; Viridiplantae; Streptophyta; Magnoliopsida; Malvales; Malvaceae
Exons: 1
Coding region: 1-1104 (367 amino acids)
Molecular function (GO): RNA binding
Source: RefSeq, a predicted model, not a curated record
AUGGCGAAGAGAAGAGUUUCACCAGUGGAGAAAAGUAGAGCUUCUCUAGUGGAGUGGCAUUAUCAAGUCCCGAAGUGGCAUAUCAUGUUUGUCAACAAUGUGAGUAAAAGAAUUCACUCGAAAACCCUCAAGGAGUCGUUCCAGGCCUAUGGAGUUGUGACAGACGUUUUUAUAGCGUAUAGAAGUAGAAUGAGACUAUUAGUUGGUUCUACAUUUGCUUUUGUUAGAUUUAGAAAUAAAUCUGAAGCAGACAAAGCGGUUUGUAAGGAUGAUGGCAGAUUUAUAGAUGGUUUUAAGAUCAGAGUCUUUCAUGACAACAAAGGAGUUGUAGAGGUCGAAAGGGCGGUUGAUGGCAGUUCUAUUAAGAAAGUGUGGAAGCCAUCGUUAAGAGAUUCCAGGUCGUUUAAGGAAGUUCUCGAAGGGUUGCAGUCUGCCGAAGGGAGGAAAGUAGAUUAUGUUGAUAAUGUUGAUAAUGUUCAACACUCCUUGUCAUCUAGACUGGAUAAGGUGAUUCAUCUUAUGAUUGACGAAGGAAAAUAUAUAAGGCAAGAAUCUACAAAUGGAGAAGAAAACACGACUAUUUGCAUUAAGGAGAAGGAGGUAUCAUGGCGAAAAUCUUGUCUGGUAGGGAAAAUUAAAAACAUGUUCAAUGAAGACAUAAUCCAAGCAGCUUUUUGCGCAGAAGGGUACGAUGUUAAGGUUAGUAUUUGUCAUGACUUACUGGUAGUAAUUCAAUUCCAACAUGAGGUCGUUCGUCAGGAAUGCUGGUUUAAUAGAGAGGAACGGCUUCAUCGCUGGUUCGACGAAUUGGAAUUGUUGGAGGGUUAUGAGAAUAAAGUUAAAAUUAAAGUCUGGAUUCAUUUAUUUGAUGUGCCUUUAGCUGUGUGGAGUAAGGAUUUUUUCAUGGAUUUGGGAAGCCGGUGGGGCAAAGUUAUGCGGAUUGAUGAAGAUACCUGUGAUCGGAGGAGGUUUGAUGUAGCUAAGAUUUUGAUGGAAGUUCAAUAUGUCUCGGACGUUCCAGAGAGAGCUUUCAUUGUCUUCAAUGGAAGAGUUUCUCCAAUAAAAUUGCUACAGAAGUUCAAGAAGAAACUCGAGUGUUCUUAG